UCACACAAUGGAAUGCUGCCCAGCAAGGCGAAAGCGAAAAACUCGUCUUUUAGGAACAACACGGGUGAAUCUCACAGACGCAAUGCUGAGGGAAAGACGCAUAAAGCUGAGCUCGUGUGGACACAGGAGAGCUCUUAUUGCAUGACUGCACUGAUGUGAAGGUCAAAGUUAGGCAUAACUAGUCGGUGGCGAAGGCGCUCAGAAGAGUGGUUACUGGAAGGAGGGUACUAGCCGGCGAGGACCAUGAAGCAGCCUGCUGGGGGUGCUGGAAAUGUUCCCCAGCCUGACUGCGGGGGGUGAUAGCAUAGGUGUAUACCUAUGUAAAAACUUAUUGCACUCUACAUGCUAACAUUUCAAACAAGGCUCUGUGGAUUGGAACAGGAAGCACGAAGCAGGAAGAGAGAAGAGUCAACUAUCAUCUAAAUGAGCACAGACAUCUGCCAGUCCCCAGACACGCCUGGAAUGAGGCUCCCAUGGGCUGCACAGCCCCAGGCCCUGGCCACGCUGCCAUUGCCUUACCCCCUUCACCCUUUCUCCGGAUACACCUCUUCAUGGAAGGUGGCACCUGUGCACCAAGGUCUGAGCCUGGUCACUGCUCCGGCAGCCCCAGGAGCCGCUGGAUUCACCCACAAGGCAUGGGAACUUUGGGGCUGUGGCUGCCUUGAGAGCCCCGGACACACACUGGAAAAGGUCUGUGGGUGGCUCCUAGAAGAUCUUGAUUUUCUCCUGAGGACAUCCUGUUUUCCUGGGUCAGUUCCCUGUCGGACCGGCUCCCCAGUUGACCAUGAGCCAGCCAGACCCCGCCUGUCCCCCUGAUCCCAGCCCUGCUCCCCUGUGUGUGGUAUGCGGCCAAGCCCACUCCCCCGAGGAGAACCACUUCUACACCUACACCGAAGAUGUGGACGAUGAGCUCAUAUGCCACAUCUGCUUGCAAGCUUUGCUGGACCCUCUGGACACGCCCUGCGGACACACGUACUGCACCCUGUGCCUCACCAGCUUCCUGGUGGAGAAGGACUUCUGCCCCGUGGACCGCAGGCCCGUGGUGCUGCAGCACUGCAAGAGGUCCAGCAUCCUGGUCAACAAGCUGCUCAACAAGCUGCUGGUGACCUGCCCGUUCUCGGACUACUGCGCCGAGGUCCUGCAGCGCUGCGACCUGGAGCAGCACUUCCAGACAAGCUGUAAAGGUGCUUCCCAUUAUGGCCUGACCAAAGACAAGAAGAGGCGCUCUCAAGAUGGCUGCCCAGAUGGCUGUGUGAGCCUCACAGCAACAGCACUCUCCUCAGAGGCCUCUGCAGCUGCCACUGUCUCCUUGGUGACAAGUGAGCCUGGCCUAGACAACCCUGCCUACGUGUCCGCAGUGGAGGAUGGUCAGGCAGCAGACAGCCCAUUGGACUCUGGCCAGAGCAACCGAACUAGGGCAUGGCCCUUUGAGCGAUCCACUAUCAGAAGCAGAUCUUUUAAAAAAAUAAACCAAGCUUUGAGUGUUCUUCAAAGGACAAAGAGUGGGAGUGCGGUUGCCAACCAAGCUGACCAGGGCAGAGAAAAUUCUGAAGACACCACUGCCCCUGAAGUCUUUCCAAGGUUGUAUCACCUGAUUCCAGAUGGUGAAAUUACAAGCGUCAAGAUCAAUCGAGUGGAUCCUAACGAAAGCCUCUCCAUUAGGCUUGUGGGAGGCAGCGAAACCCCGCUGGUCCAUAUCAUCAUCCAGCACAUUUACCGUGACGGCAUGAUUGCCAGGGAUGGCCGGCUACUGCCAGGGGACAUCAUCCUGAAGGUCAACGGGAUGGACAUCAGCAACGUGCCUCACAACUACGCCCUGCGCCUCCUGCGGCAACCGUGCCAGGUGCUGCGGCUCACCGUGCUGCGUGGGCGCAAGUUCCAAAGCAGGAGCAGCAGACAGGCGCCGGAUGCCUACGCGCCCCGCGAUGACAGUUUCCACGUGAUUCUCCACAAAAACAGCCCUGAGGAGCAGCUUGGAAUAAAACUGGUGCGCAGGGUGGAUGAGCCAGGGGUUUUCAUCUUUAACGUGUUGAAUGGUGGUGUGGCAGACCGACACGGUCAGCUGGAGGAGAACGAUCGCGUGUUAGCCAUCAAUGGACACGACCUUCGGUACGGCAGCCCAGAAAGUGCAGCUCAUCUGAUUCAGGCCAGUGAAAGGCGUGUUCACCUCGUUGUGUCCCGCCAGACUCGUCUGCAGAGUCCUGACAUCUUUCAGGAAGCUGGCUGGAGCAGCAACGGCAGCCGGUGCCCAGGGCCAGGGGACAGGAGCAGCACUCCCAAGCCCCUGCAUCCUGUGGUCACUUGCCAUGAGAAGAUGGUAAGUGUCCAAAAAGACCCCAGCGAAUCUCUCGGCAUGACCCUUGCAGGCGGAGCGUCCCACGGGGAAUGGGAUUUGCCUGUCUACGUCAUCAAUGUUGAGCCGGGAGGAGUCAUAAGUAGAGAUGGAAGAAUAAAAACAGGUGACAUUUUGUUAAAUGUGAAUGGGAUCGAACUAACAGAAGUCAGCCGGAGUGAGGCAGUUGCAUUAUUGAAAAGCACAUCCUCCUUGGUGGUUCUCAAAGCUUUGGAAGUCAAAGAACAUGAGCCCCAGGAAGCCUGCAGCAGCCCAGCAGCCCUGGACUCCAACCACAACACGGCCCCGGCUGGAGACUGGUCCCCCUCCUGGGUCAUGUGGCUGGAAUUACCACGGUAUCUGUAUAACUGUAAAGAUGUUAUAUUACGAAGAAACACAGCUGGAAGUCUGGGCUUCUGCAUUGUAGGAGGUUACGAAGAAUAUAAUGGGAACAAACCUUUUUUUAUUAAGUCCAUUGUUGAAGGAACACCAGCAUACAAUGAUGGAAGAAUUAGAUGUGGUGAUAUUCUUCUGGCUGUCAAUGGUAGAAGUACAUCAGGAAUGAUACACGCUUGCUUGGCAAGGAUGCUGAAAGAACUUAAAGGAAAGAUUACUCUUACUAUUGUUUCUUGGCCUGGCACUUUUUUAUAGGAUCAUAGGAAAACAGAAAACUACAGAUAAGCUAUGUUGAAACAAUGUAUUUAUCUUGUCAAUUUUUUUAUUUAAAGGAUAUACACUGUAAAAAUGUGAACUGUCAGGAAAAGCAUGAUCUAUUGAAAGCCAAUUACACCUCAGAAAACAUAAUUCUCAA
Messenger RNA from Ailuropoda melanoleuca (giant panda), 3143 nucleotides. It is a transcript of the gene LNX1, whose product is annotated as ligand of numb-protein X 1. Gene Ontology annotation, biological process: ubiquitin-dependent protein catabolic process. NCBI's taxonomy places the organism in Eukaryota, Metazoa, Chordata, Mammalia, Carnivora, Ursidae. The coding region runs from base 785 to 2983 and encodes 732 amino acids. The transcript is spliced from 14 exons. The record is from RefSeq and is a predicted model, not a curated record. Gene Ontology annotation, cellular component: cytoplasm. Gene Ontology annotation, molecular function: ubiquitin-protein transferase activity; metal ion binding; protein binding.